Carassius gibelio (silver crucian carp) is the source of this 3672-nucleotide messenger RNA. RefSeq names its product protein phosphatase 1 regulatory subunit 3A-like. The record is from RefSeq and is a predicted model, not a curated record. Bases 1775 to 2734 code for a protein of 319 amino acids. The transcript is spliced from 4 exons. Gene Ontology annotation, biological process: regulation of glycogen biosynthetic process. NCBI's taxonomy places the organism in Eukaryota, Metazoa, Chordata, Actinopteri, Cypriniformes, Cyprinidae. Gene Ontology annotation, cellular component: protein phosphatase type 1 complex. Gene Ontology annotation, molecular function: protein phosphatase 1 binding; glycogen binding.
UAUAAACUCCCUUGCAUAGAGCUCUAAUAAAACACUGCUAUCAUUUGUUUACCUCAAAAACAUAAAACACUGUUUCACAUAUAACAUUAUUAAAACGUUGAACUUAACAUUACACAUGAAAACUGGAGACGCAAACUGACAGUAGAGAAUUGUAAAGGGGCUUGGUGAACUUACUUUGAAUGAUCUAAACUCACUUUGAAUCUUAGAAAGACCAGUAAGUGGUAAAGGUUAAAAUUAUUAAGAACAUCUUUUGAGUUUCACUUUUGGAAUAGGGAAAAACUCCUCAAUGUGCCUCUAGAUGGAGGUAAUGUAGAAAAGAAUAAGGCUUUGGCAAACAAGGGAAAGAAUGAGAGGGAUAUUUGCUCAUCUAGUGACAAGAAUCUCGUUGGAUCUCAAAGGGUUGCAAGACUCCUAUGUGUCCAAGUAGUCUAAUAAAGGUAUUUCAAAGCAGCGCGAACCUAUGCUUUCUGAAAGCUGUAGCUUUUGAGUUGUGGUUUUCAUGUGUUACCAAAGCUUCCCUUUUCUGUUAAAAAAAAUGUAAGUCUCUUACAAAUACGGGUGACUGAGUUUUAGUUUACUACUGAUAAGCUGAAGUGCAGGUUUGGUAAUAAGAAAGUCAUUAUUUUGUGUAAUAUUACUCUAUUUUAUUAUAUGAGAAAAUACUUUUGUAGAUGGAGAGAAAUCAGGGCUAGACAAUAAGGACUGCCCGAUGUCCAGCGUUAAAGACGCUCGGGACAGUUGACGAAUUUGUCACAGUUGACAAACUGCCAUUAACAGAAGCCAGAGACGCUAAAAAGAGAGCAAAGGUGAAAAUACUGUAGUAGGCAGAUCAAGAUCACUGUUCACAUUACUCAAAAUACUAGAAGAAAAUCCUAAAUAUUGAAUUGUGGGUAGGGUUUAUAUGAAUGUAUAUCAGAGAGUUUUCAAGAAGUUUACAUGGCGUUUUCUUUUAAUUUUGCCUCUGUAUAAUGCAUUUAAAGCACAGCAGUAACAUAGGGAACACUACCGCUGAUCCAUAAGCGCCACCUGAUGUCAGAGAGUGAAUUUGUGUUCUCAUUCAGCCCUUCUGUUUUAUCCAUCAUUUGUAUCUUUGUUUUAUAUAUUCAGUUGUGCUAUUACUUGUAAUUUGUACAUUUAUUUUCAUUGACUGACUGUUCAUAAUGUUUAUGGGCAAAUUCCAAAUGUUUUUUUUUGUGCCAUUGCUUGGAGGGGGUGGGGGGAGGGCACAGUCAAUUUAUCUGCAGCGCUUGUGGAUAUAAUUUGGAUCCAAGCAACACUACUGUGUAUACAUGACAAUGUAAUGUUGUUUGAAGCAUGCCUCUAAAUCAUGAGACAGCUGUGGCCUAGCGUUUAGAGGUCAGACUUGUGAUCUGAAGGUCGCAGGUUCAAGUCUCAGUGCCAGCGAGGAGUGAAUGAACAGUGGUCUCUUCCACCUGCAAUACUCAUGGCUGGAGCGCCCCCGAGCAAGGCUCUGAACCCCCAAUUGCUCCUUGGGCACUGGAGAAAAUAGCUGCUCACUUUUCUGGGUGUGUUCAUGGUGUGUGUGUGUUUGUUCCCUACUCACUGUGUGCAAAUGUCAUGACUUUCACUUCACUUCAUAUUUUCUCAUGGGUCCCCUGAGCUCUGACUGCAUAGCACAAGUUGUUUCUGCCCUAAAUAUAGAGUUGGCUUUUCCAUACAAUGUCAAAUGUAACUUGAAUCCGUAAGUUAAGUCACAGCAUGUCACUUGCUGGCUGACCUGCUGAGUUCCUCUCACUCUGAGCCACACUGCCUGAUGGAGUCUAUGGGAGCACUGUGCAGUCCCAAUGGGGCCAGCUCCAACAUACUGAGCUUGCCAGCAUCCUGCCCCUGGGAUGAGGACGAGGAGUCACUGGGUCUGGAAGGAAUCAGGCCUAAAUCUUCACCCAUACCGAGACGGCGGAGUUCAGUGUCCUCCGAUGACUCCUUGUUUCCCCCUUCUAGCAGCAGAAGAGUGUCCUUUGCUGAUGCCUUCGGUUUGAGUCUCAUCUCAGUGAAACAGUUUGAUACUUGGGAAGUAACUGACCAAUCAGGCUCUCUAGAGAGUGACUUGAAUGAAGAUAAGGAGUAUUACAUGGUUCCUCUCUUCACUCUUCCACAGACCGCUGAGGAGUUAGACUUGCGGGUUCACAAGCAGAAGCUAGAACUGGAGAGUUUGGAGUUGCUUUCUGGGACUACAACCCUUAGAGGAACCAUUCGCGUGCUGAAUAUUUGUUUUGAUAAGACGGUCUGUGUACGUACCUCUUUAGAUUCAUGGAAAAGUCAUUUUGAUCUGUUGGCAGAGUACGUACCUGGGUCAAGCAAUGGUGGGACGGAUUGUUUCUCCUUCAAACUCACACUAGUACCCCCAUUUGGAGAAAAGGGCACUAGGGUCGACUUCUGUUUGCGUUAUGAAACAUCUUUAGGCACUUUUUGGGCAAAUAACAAUGAAAAUAACUACUCUCUGUUUUGUUGGGAGAAAUCAAAGGAGAAAUCCCAAAAUGAAAGUGAAAACAGAAAAAAAAGCUGUCUGAAAACAACCAGCCCAGAUGUCUCUGCUUUGACUGUUGCAGACACAAAUAAUGAAGAAUUUCCGGUUAUACAUCUAAACUCUGAAUCUCUAAAUGAAACCUCUAAGAAUCUUGAAAAGGAAAGCAAGGAAUUAGUGGAGGAAAUAAGCAGAAACAACAGCCAAAGAAACAGAAGAAAGGCUGCACGAUUGGAAAAGGUUAAGUAGCACUUUGCUAAAAUGGAAGAAGAAAAUAAACAUGAGACCAAGAAAAAAGAGAGUGAAGUUAUGGCAGAGACCAGCAUGCAGUAAUGUGGAUCAUUGCUGGAGAAGACACAAUGCAUUCCCCUUUUACAAUAUACUACUCAACAACCAACAUGUAACCAGCUAAGUCCCUGAAAUAUGAAGAAAUAGAUUUUCAGUCUAGUGGAGAUUCCAUUGACAUCUUAAGCCAAGCUUUAACACAAGAUGAAGAAGACAACAUAAUCCACUCCAAGACUCAUUUAUCUACAGAAAACACAAAUCUACCCUUGGAAGACUCCAUCAGUUGUGAUGAAUCAAUUGCAUUCUCAGCUUCUGAGGUCCUGGAAGACAUCCAACAUGCUGACUGCAUUACUGACCAAACAGUUUCAAUCAAUCAGGCUGUUCCAGUAAGCCAAAAUCCCGACUGAUGCUAAGCUAGGAAUUAAACUCUAAGAUGCAUGAGGGCAUGGAUAUUAGCAAUGGCAAACCAAGAGAAUGUGAGUUUAAUAAACUAAUUCAGAGGCUCAGCUGUGUUCCCAUGGCUUCACAUUUGGGACCACUUUAUCACCAGGUUUUUAAAUACAUGGAAACAGAGAGUCAAAACUUAUUUUGCAAAACCGUUGGAUGGGUCAUUUAAGGAACUGGAGGAUGAGAGUCGAAGAGUGGUCAAAGCCCAUGAGACCCCAGACAUUUGGUCAGAGACUUGCUUAUCUACAAAACAGACAGUACAUGAUAUUAGUGUUAGCAUCUGAAAAGACUCAGCAGUACAGGCCCCCAAAACAUACAGUAAACGCAACCCAAAACUCUCUUUCUGAGCCAAAUCAGUAAAAACAUGUUGAGAAGGCAGAAGCUUCUUACAAUCAAAAUUAUUAUUAGAAUUAUACUCAUUUAUGUAAUAACAUCAGAUUCACUGAAACAAACCU